GGCGUUUGCCUCAGCUGGGCAGAGCUAACGUUACAGUGGCAGCAGCAGCAGCAGCAGGUCACACAGCGAUACAAAGCACAGAAGGAAAAGAACCGGGAAGGAGCCGCUUCCAUCACCUUGUGGAAUACAAAAUAGAAUUUUAUUGAAACGUCUGCAUCGCGCCGAGUUAGUAGCAGCCUUGUUUAAACUUGCAACAUCAGCAGCUGACUAGUUAGGUUAGUUAACUGCCUGGCCAUCCUGCCAGCCGGGUUGCCCUUGCUAGGAGCUGUAGCAGUUAACUUAGCUUAGCUGUUUGCAGUCUGGCUAACCGGGAAGAGCUUCCAAGAUGAGGCUGAAAGUAGGAUUUAUUCUACGGAGUUUGCUUGUCAUUGGGACGUUUCUCGGCUUAGUGGUCCUCUGGUCCUCUCUGUCGCCGAAACCCAACGAUGAAAACCCCUUUGGAAAACGGGAUGACCGUUUGCUUCCCAAAGGAGAGCCAGCAGAUCCCUUCAAGCCUGUGGUGCCCUGGCCUCAUGUGGAGGGGGUGGAGGUUGACCUCAACUCCAUCAGACUCAACCACAGAGGGGACAACCAUCCCCAGAACCCUGACCAGCAGCCCAACCAGAAGCAGGUGAUCCAGCAGCAGUAUGUGACAUUCAGACCCCACACACACGCCUACAGCAGCCCCAUCCUGAAGAAAGGGAUUCUGGGAAACUUUGAGCCCAAGGAACCUGAACCUCCGGGGGUCCCCAGCGGUCCUGGUGAGGGAGCCAAGCCUUUUGUCCUGGGUCCGGAGUACAAAGACUCCGUCCAGACUUCCAUCAAAGAGUUUGGCUUCAACAUGGUGGCUAGUGAUAUGAUCUCACUCGACAGAACCAUCAGUGAUAUACGCCAUGAAGAGUGUAAGUACUGGCAUUAUGACGACAGACUGCUGACUUCCAGUGUGGUGAUAGUCUUCCAUAAUGAAGGCUGGUCUACACUGAUGAGAACUGUCCACAGUGUCAUCAAGAGGACUCCCAGGAAAUACCUGGCUGAGAUAGUCAUGAUCGAUGACUUCAGCAACAAAGCCCAUCUGAAGGAGCGUUUGGAGGAUUACAUCAAGCAGUGGAACGGUCUUGUAAAACUGUUCAGAAAUGAGAAGAGAGAAGGACUGAUCCAGGCCAGAAGUAUAGGAGCCAAGAAGGCCAGUAAAGGACAGGUACUCAUCUACCUUGAUGCUCAUUGUGAGGUUGGCAUCAACUGGUAUGCUCCUCUGGUUGCUCCUAUCUCAAAAGACAGGACAGUGUGUACAGUACCACUGAUAGACUAUAUAGAUGGUAAUGAGUACACUAUGGAGCCCCAGCAGGGAGGCGAUGAGGACGGCCUGGCUAGAGGAGCAUGGGAUUGGAGCCUGCUCUGGAAGAGAGUGCCACUUAGCCAGAGAGAGAAGGCCAACAGAAAACAUACCACGCAGCCCUACCGAACGGUGUGUACGGUGCCUCUGAUCGACUCCAUCCAUGGCCAGAUGUUCACCAUCGAGCCCCAGGGUGGAGGUGACGAGAACGGCUUUGCUAGAGGAGCCUGGGAUUGGAGCAUGCUCUGGAAGAGAGUUCCUCUGGGAGACAGAGAAAAAAAACUCCGCAAAACAGAGACUGAGCCAUAUAGGUCUCCAGCCAUGGCAGGUGGUCUCUUUGCUAUAGAGAGAGACUUCUUCUUUGAGCUGGGUCUGUAUGACCCAGGACUGCAGAUAUGGGGAGGAGAGAAUUUUGAAAUAUCAUACAAGAUUUGGCAGUGUGGUGGCCAGCUGCUCUUCGUACCGUGUUCUCGUGUCGGCCAUAUCUACAGACUUCACGGAUGGCAAGGCAACCCUCCACCUGCACAUGUUGGAUCCUCACCCACUCUGAAGAACUAUGUUCGUGUAGUGGAGGUAUGGUGGGAUGAAUAUAAGGACUACUUUUAUGCCAGUCGUCCAGAAACUCUCACUCUCGCCUACGGAGACAUCAGUGAGCUUAAACGCUUCAGGGAGGACCAUCGAUGCAAGAGCUUCAAGUGGUUCAUGGAGGAAAUAGCCUAUGACAUUCCACUGCACUACCCUCUGCCUCCUAAAAAUGUGGAAUGGGGGGAGAUUCGGGGCUUUGAGACAAGUUACUGUAUCGACAGUAUGGGACACACCAAUGGAGGCAAUGUGGAAAUAGGACCGUGCCACAGGAUGGGGGGCAACCAGUUGUUCCGUAUCAAUGAAGCCAACCAGUUGAUGCAGUACGACCAGUGCCUGACCAGAGAAGGUGAUAAUUCAGCAGUCAUCAUCACACACUGUGAUCAGAACCAGCACACUGAGUGGAAGUACUUCAAGGAUCUUCAUCGGUUCACUCACAUGCCGACAGGGAAAUGUCUGGACCGCUCCGACCUCCUCCACAAAGUGUUUAUAUCAGACUGUGACACCAAUAAAACCACUCAGAAAUGGGAGAUGAACAACAUAGUGGCUGUAUGAAGACUGGCGCUUGGAGAGAAACAUAGUGACACAUACACACUGAGCAACACAUCCGUUUACAGAAAUCCUUUAAAGAAUGAGCUUUUUGAUACGAGCCCGUGUCAGUGCACCUGGGGUCCACAUGGUCAAAUUUAAAGAUACUGAGUGUGGACGGUUAACAGCUUCAACCCAAAUCUGUUGGUAUCGGCCAAAAUAUGCCUUUGUCAGACUCAAGGUCAUUCAUUGUACAGACACUCCAGGUGGCAGAUGAACUGGUUGUUGAGGCUGGUAGCUACAGGGCCUCAGAAUAACCUGUUGGACAAACACUGAACCGGAAACAUGACACAUCUCUGUCCUUCAUUGUGUUGAUACCCUGUCUCUCUAUCUGUUCUUCUGGGCUCUCAGGUCUUUUCUAAACCACUACAUUGAUUAUUGAAAUUAACUCAACUAUUGAACAGUCAUGCUCUGCUAUUAGGUCUCUUCAAUCUAAUCCAAAAACUGAUUUGCUCACUCACCAAAGAGUCCAUUUUUAAUGGUGGAGGAUUCAGUCGCAUCAUCAGUGUGUUUAAGCGGCUGGCGAGGUGGUACAUACACUGGCAGGGUAAGAACAGGGUGUCAAAAACAAAGCAUUUAUUAGAAGUAUCUAAAAAAGAACUCUCAGGUGAGCCAAAUCUGUGGAAGAGACGAGGAGUGAAUAAAUGGAGAAGCACAAUCAGGUCUCCGUUUUUGAAAGUGUUGUGUGAUGGUGUCAUGCUGAUAUGUAAAAGUCCUGGCUUGUAUUUAUAUGUAAACAAUCAACAUAUAACAUUUUUUAUGCUCUCCUCCUGUUUGCUCAUCUGUAUCUUUAGAGUCAUUAGGCCAACGUGGCCUUGUCAGUCAGAGUACAUCAUCCUUCAUCUUGGACCAGACAAAAUGUGGAGAGGCACACGCUGAACAGGCUAAAAGGAAACUGACAUUGAAUUAUUUGUUCAUUCUUCACAUUUAUGUUUUUA
Messenger RNA from Micropterus dolomieu (smallmouth bass), 3420 nucleotides. It is a transcript of the gene galnt7, whose product is annotated as UDP-N-acetyl-alpha-D-galactosamine: polypeptide N-acetylgalactosaminyltransferase 7. The coding region runs from base 326 to 2449 and encodes 707 amino acids. Gene Ontology annotation, cellular component: Golgi apparatus. The transcript is spliced from 16 exons. The record is from RefSeq and is a predicted model, not a curated record. NCBI's taxonomy places the organism in Eukaryota, Metazoa, Chordata, Actinopteri, Centrarchiformes, Centrarchidae.